Suncus etruscus (white-toothed pygmy shrew) is the source of this 2075-nucleotide messenger RNA. It is a transcript of the gene WDR70, whose product is annotated as WD repeat domain 70. Gene Ontology annotation, biological process: regulation of DNA double-strand break processing. Gene Ontology annotation, molecular function: protein binding. Lineage: Eukaryota; Metazoa; Chordata; Mammalia; Eulipotyphla; Soricidae. Gene Ontology annotation, cellular component: site of double-strand break; nucleus. The record is from RefSeq and is a predicted model, not a curated record.
UGUUCGGCGGCAGUUUGGGUCGUGCUUUGGCUCGUGCUGCCGGGACCGGCCAUGGAGCGCCCGGGGCCCAGCGAAGUGACAGGCGCUGACCCAUCGGCACCGGACCCGCAGCUAGCGGUCACCAUGGGCUUUACGGGUUUCGGAAAAAAAGCUCGAACUUUUGAUUUGGAGGCAAUGUUCGAACAAACUCGAAGAACUGCUGUGGAAAGAAGUCGAAAAACACUAGAAGCAAGAGAAAAAGAAGAAGAAAUGAUCAGAGAGAAGGAAUUAAGAAUGCAAAAUGAAGAUACUGAACCAACAUCUUCAGGCUCCCAUGUGAUGAGAGAUAGUGCUAAAUCAUCUUCCAGGGAUACUAGUAGCAGUGGAAGUGAAGAUAGCUCUGAUUCUUCUUCGGAUGAAUUAAUUGGCCCUCCAGUGCCCCUUAAAAAGGAGGAGGAAUCAGUUGAUCAUAUGGAAGAAGACAUUAUUGGUCCUUUACCUGCACCUCUUAGUGAUGAAGAAGAUGAUGAUGAUGAUUCAGAAGAAGACGAAAGCCCUAUCCAAAAGAUCCCAGACUCACAUGAGAUAACAUUGAAGCAUGGCACGAAAACAGUUUCUGCUUUAGGUCUGGAUCCCUCAGGUGCCCGUCUGGUGACUGGAGGAUAUGACUAUGAUGUUAAAUUUUGGGAUUUUGCUGGAAUGGAUGCUUCUUUUAAAGCCUUUCGAUCAUUGCAGCCCUGUGAAUGCCAUCAAAUCAAGUCAUUGCAGUAUAGUAAUACAGGAGACAUGAUUCUUGUUGUGUCUGGAAGUUCUCAGGCCAAAGUGAUUGACAGAGAUGGUUUUGAAGUAAUGGAGUGUAUAAAGGGAGACCAGUAUAUUGUGGACAUGGCCAACACCAAGGGUCAUACAGCAAUGUUACAUACUGGCUCAUGGCACCCCAAAAUAAAAGGAGAAUUUAUGACUUGCUCAAAUGAUGCAACUGUGAGGACAUGGGAAGUUGAAAACCCAAAGAAGCAAAAAAGUGUGUUCAAACCACGGACGAUGCAGGGUAAAAAAGUAAUCCCUACCACAUGCACGUACAGUCGAGAUGGGAACCUCAUAGCAGCUGCCUGCCAGAAUGGAAGCAUACAGAUCUGGGACCGAAAUAUGACUGUUCACCCUAAAUUCCAUUAUAAACAGGCUCAUGAUCCAGGGACAGACACGUCUUGUGUAACUUUUUCCUAUGAUGGUACCGUCCUUGCUUCUCGGGGAGGUGAUGAUACAUUAAAAUUAUGGGACAUCCGACAGUAUAAGCCACUUUUUUCAGCCUCUGGUCUUCCCAACCUUGUUCCCAUGACUGACUGCUGAUUCAGUCCAGAUGAUAAGCUCAUAGUCACGGGAACAUCUGUUCAAAGAGGAUGUGGCAGCGGUAAGCUUGUUUUCUUUGAGCGAAGGACUUUCCAAAGGGUAUAUGAGAUCGACAUCACAGAUGCGAGUGUUGUCCGCUGCCUGUGGCAUCCGAAAUUGAACCAGAUUAUGGUGGGAACUGGAAACGGAUUGGCUAAGGUCUAUUACGACCCCAACAAGAGUCAGAGGGGAGCGAAGUUAUGCGUGGUUAAAACCCAGCGGAAGGCAAAACAAGCUGAAACGCUCACCCAGGACUACAUCAUCACCCCUCAUGCCUUGCCUAUGUUCCGUGAACCCCGCCAAAGAAGUACAAGGAAACAGCUGGAGAAGGACAGACUGGAUCCCCUCAAGUCUCACAAACCUGAACCUCCUGUAGCAGGCCCAGGUCGUGGUGGCCGGGUUGGAACUCAUGGGGGCACUCUGUCAUCAUACAUUGUAAAGAACAUUGCUUUGGACAAGACUGAUGACAGCAAUCCCCGAGAAGCCAUUUUACGCCACGCCAAAGCAGCCCAAGAUAACCCAUAUUGGGUUUCUCCAGCAUAUUCCAAGACUCAGCCCAAAACCAUGUUUGCCCAAGUGGAAUCUGAUGAUGAGGAAGCAAAAAAUGAACCAGAAUGGAAAAAGCGUAAAAUCUGAAGACUGUCCUAAAAGAGAUGCUUGCAUGGGGUAGAGCUUUGGAUUUUUAAAAAUGAAAUAAAAUAAUACCUUUC